AUGUGGACACCCAAUUCUCUACAGAGAUCUAGAGUUGCUGUAUCAUCCCAAGAAACUAUAGACGAUUACUUUAAAUUAUUGGAUUCUACUAUAAACAAACUUAACCUACAAGACAAACCAUCACAAAUAUGGAAUGCAGACGAGGCUGGGUUUGGCAAAGAAACAGACCAGAUAAAACAGAAAAUAAUAUCUCCAACAGGUACAAAGAAUCCAUACAGACAGCAAAUGACUGAUUACGAGCACAUAACUUUAUUAGCAUGUGCAUCUGCUGCAGGUGGAUUUAUGCCAAAUAUGCUUAUUUUCACUAAAAGUCUUCCAAGUGGACGUUACGCUUCUGAAAUGCCAAAAGACUGGUUGUAUGCAACCGCAGAAAAUGGCUACAUCACUAGAGAUUUAUUUGAAAACUGGUUUGAAAAAGUUUUUAUUCCAAGCAUUGGUCUAAGACGCCCAAACCUCCUUAUUAUAGAUAACCAUUCCUCUCAUCUAUCAAUUCCUGUCAUUGAUAUGGCUAUUGAACACAGUGUAGAAAUUUUAGGAUUGCCUCCGCACACCUCCCAUUUCCUGCAGCCAUUAGAUCAAAUUUUCCAUCCGUUGAGAAGUGGGUACAGCGAGCUUGCCCUGAAUAUUGGACUCGUCAAAGCCGACAUGGCACAAGAUAAGGCUUGGUCACCGCAUGUGAUCAAGCAAGGCUUCAGAAAGACGGGCUUGUAUCCACUUGAUAGCACUGCCAUCGACAAGUCUUUUAUACGACCGAAUCCUACCACAACUAUUCAAACAGAUGAUCCAUCUGUGGAAAAUAAUGAAACCACUAGCAAUGACACAUGUAAAACAUGUGGAAGAACAACCACGAAUCCAUUGGUGAAGGCAGGAUUAGUAGAUAAGGACCUUCAUGAUAUUCUGGUUCUGGGGAUAUCACUAAGUCAGACAAAACAAAUAAAAAAAGGUUAA
Molecule: messenger RNA, 948 nt
Organism: Mytilus trossulus (common blue mussel)
Lineage: Eukaryota; Metazoa; Mollusca; Bivalvia; Mytilida; Mytilidae
Product: tigger transposable element-derived protein 6-like
Exons: 3
Coding region: 1-948 (315 amino acids)
Cellular component (GO): nucleus
Molecular function (GO): DNA binding
Source: RefSeq, a predicted model, not a curated record